AUGCGCCUCACGCUGCGGAUGCUGAUCUCGCACGGCCGGGUGGCCCGCAGGAUCGGUCUGGGGCCGGAGUCCCGCAUCAACAUGCUGCGGAACAUUCUGACGGGACUGGUCCGACACGAGAGGAUCGAAACCACGCGGGCCAGAGCCGAUGAGGUCCGCUUCUACGCCGAGAAGCUGGUUGACUAUGCCAAGAAGGGAGACACCGAUGAGAAGGCAAUGAAAAUGGCCAGUUUUUGGCUGACGGAGAAGGAUCUGGUCCCAAAGCUCUUCAAGGUCCUGGCCCCACGGUUUGAGACUCAGUCGAAAGGUUACACACGGAUGGCGCAAAUCCCCAACAGACAGAACCUGGACAGAGCUAAGAUGGCCGUCCUGGAGUACAAGGGCAACCCCUUCCCUCCUCUCUUCCCCGCGAAAAAGGAGAAUGAACUGACGCUCAUCAACCAGCUGCUCAAAGGCUACAGAGAAGAGAGGGCCCAACAGUUAGCUGCAAAAUCAUAACCUGCAGGUCGCUGAGGAGACAUCUGCAGUUUGUGGCCUAAAGAGACUGAUGCAUUUCAUUCAGCUAAAGAGCAGAUCGGAAGUUAAACCUUCAACUGAAGCAGAGGACGUUUCUGUACGGGAACAUUUCUGAUUGAUAAUGUAUUGUAAAAUAAAUUUCCUAUCAAGAGUAA
Paralichthys olivaceus (Japanese flounder) is the source of this 671-nucleotide messenger RNA. RefSeq names its product mitochondrial ribosomal protein L17 (gene mrpl17). Gene Ontology annotation, biological process: translation. NCBI's taxonomy places the organism in Eukaryota, Metazoa, Chordata, Actinopteri, Pleuronectiformes, Paralichthyidae. Gene Ontology annotation, molecular function: structural constituent of ribosome. The record is from RefSeq and is a predicted model, not a curated record. Gene Ontology annotation, cellular component: mitochondrial large ribosomal subunit; ribosome.